AUGGCCGAAGCGCCCCAGGUGGUAGAGAUCGACCCGGACUUCGAGCCGCUACCGCGGCCGCGCUCGUGCACCUGGCCCUUGCCCAGGCCAGAGUUUAGCCAGUCCAACUCCGCCACCUCCAGUCCGGCGCCGUCGGGCGGCGCGGCAGCCAAUCUCGACGCCGCGACGGGCUUGCCCUCGGGCUCGGCGGCUGCUGUCAGCGCCGAUUUCAUGAACAACCUGAGCCUGUUGGAGGAGAGCGAGGAUUUCCCGCCGGCGCCCGGCUCCGUGGCUGCGGCUGCGGUGGCGGCGGCGCGCCGCAACGCGUGGGGCAACCUGUCCUACGCCGAUCUCAUCACCAAGGCCAUCGAGAGCUCGGCGGAGAAGCGGCUCACGCUGUCGCAGAUCUACGAGUGGAUGGUCAAGAGCGUGCCCUACUUCAAGGAUAAGGGCGACAGCAACAGCUCCGCGGGUUGGAAGAAUUCAAUCCGUCAUAAUCUGUCCCUACACAGCAAGUUCAUCCGUGUGCAGAAUGAAGGAACUGGAAAAAGUUCUUGGUGGAUGCUGAAUCCAGAGGGAGGCAAGAGUGGAAAAUCCCCCCGGAGAAGAGCCGCAUCCAUGGAUAACAACAGUAAAUUUGCAAAGAGCCGAGGCCGAGCAGCUAAGAAAAAAGCAUCCCUCCAAUCUGGCCAGGAGGGUGCUGGGGACAGCCCUGGCUCUCAGUUCUCUAAAUGGCCUUCGAGCCCUGGUUCUCACAGCAAUGAUGACUUUGAUAACUGGAGUACAUUUCGCCCUCGAACUAGCUCAAAUGCUAGCACUAUUAGUGGGAGACUUUCUCCAAUUAUGACCCAACAGGAUGAUCUUGGAGAUGGGGAUGUGCAUUCUAUGGUGUACCCACCUUCUGCUGCCAAGAUGGCAUCCACUCUGCCCAGCCUCUCUGAGAUAAGCAAUCCUGAAAACAUGGAAAACCUGUUAGAUAAUCUCAACCUCCUCUCCUCACCAACAUCAUUAACUGUUUCAACCCAGUCUUCUCCUGGCACCAUGAUGCAGCAGACACCAUGCUACUCAUUUGCACCUCCAAACACCAGUCUGAACUCACCCAGUCCAAACUACCAAAAAUACACUUACGGCCAAUCCAGCAUGAGCCCUUUGCCACAGAUGCCUAUACAAACACUGCAGGACAACAAAUCGGGUUAUGGAGGUAUGACUCAAUAUAACUGUGCACCGGGACUCCUGAAAGAGUUACUUACUUCUGACUCUCCUCCUCAUAAUGAUAUCAUGACACCAGUUGACCCUGGGGUAGCCCAAUCCAACAGCCGGGUCCUGGGCCAGAAUGUGAUGAUGGGCCCAAAUUCAGUCAUGCCAACCUAUGGCAGUCAGGCGUCUCAUAACAAAAUGAUGAAUCCCAGCUCCCAUACCCACCCUGGACAUGCUCAGCAAACAUCUGCAGUUAAUGGGCGUGCCUUGCCCCACACUGUAAAUGCCAUGCCUCACACUUCUGGUAUGAACCGCCUGACCCCAGGAAAGACACCAUUGCAAGUGCCUCUGCCUCACCCCAUGCAGAUGAGCACCCUAGGAGGCUAUUCCUCAGUGAGCAACUGCCACGGCUAUGGCAGAAUGGGCAUUCUCCACCAGGAGAAGCUCCCCAGUGACUUGGAUGGCAUGUUUAUUGAGCGCUUGGACUGUGACAUGGAGUCCAUCAUCCGGAAUGACCUCAUGGAUGGAGAUACUUUGGAUUUUAACUUUGACAAUGUGUUGCCCAACCAAAGUUUCCCACACAGUGUCAAGACGACAACUCAUAGCUGGGUCUCAGGCUAAGAGUUACUUAGCAAGCUACUCUUAAAAGUACUUCAGAUUGUCUGACAGCAGGAACUGAGAGAAGCAGUCCAAAGAUGUCCUUCACCCCUCCUUUUAGUUUUCUUGAUUAAAAAAAAAAACACAAAAAAGUGUUCCUUUUUUUUUUCCCCUCCUCUCAUCAGACUUGGCAAUGAAGACACUUUUCCUGUUCAGGAUGUUUGCCCAAUGUUUGCAGAUUAUGUGCUGCUGUAGAUAAGGACUGUGCCAUUGGAAAUUUCAUUAUGAUGAAGUGCCAAACUCACUACACCAUAUCAUUGCAGAACAGACUUUCGAAUUCUGGUGUCCUCUCAAUUUUGUAUAUAAGCAGUAGAUACAGAGUUGUAUUUGUGUAUGCUUUUGUUUCUUUGUUGUUUUUUUUUAAUAUCCAUUUAUUUGGUCCAAGGAAAGUUUAUACUCUUUUUGUAUACUGUGAUGGUCUCAUGCCCUUGAUAAGUUAAAUUUUUGUGUGUACUACCUGUGUUCUGCUGAACAGACGAAUCACAGAGAACUAAGAUCUCCAGUCUGCCACUUCCCGUGAACAGCUUUGGAUCUGUUCAUACUGCCACAUACUUUUAAAUGGAAAACAAGUAGCCUGUUAAUCAAUCUGCUGAGAUACUGGACUAGUCUAACUCUUUCUGGGGAUGGGGGGAGGGGGAAAGAUUACAUGCCAGCCUUGUACAGGUUUUUUCUAUUUCUUGUUUGUUUGUUUUGUUAUUUGCAAAUUUGUACAAACAUUUAAAUGGUUCUAGUCUCCCGAUGACUGAUUUUUGAUGUUACUGUUGGGACUUGAGAGAUCAUUUUUGAAAUUGAUAUUGAACUAUACUGACUUAAAACUAGAGUCUACUUUGUUACAUAUAAUAUAGUCUGCUUGUAAAUUUGUGGAAUCACAGAUAUUUGGAGACGCAUUCAUAAUUUCCAUUUUGUAAUUCUAACUGGAUUCGUUACUAAUUUUAUACAUGUUUAACUGGUUUGUAUACUUUGGGAUGCUACUUGGUGAUGUUUCUGAAUAAUCUUAAAAAUGUAUUUAGUAUUUGCAUAUUCAAUGUUUCUUGGCCCUUUCUUUGGCAAGAAAGUGAUGUAAACCUAUGGACACUAUGUUCCCGUGUAGGAGAGCUUUCUGUGGUUUUACAUGUGAAUAAGACUUCAUCGGCUUC
Messenger RNA from Chrysochloris asiatica (Cape golden mole), 2969 nucleotides. RefSeq names its product forkhead box O1 (gene FOXO1). Gene Ontology annotation, molecular function: DNA-binding transcription factor activity, RNA polymerase II-specific; RNA polymerase II cis-regulatory region sequence-specific DNA binding. Gene Ontology annotation, cellular component: nucleus. The record is from RefSeq and is a predicted model, not a curated record. The transcript has 4 exons. Gene Ontology annotation, biological process: insulin receptor signaling pathway; regulation of transcription by RNA polymerase II. Bases 1 to 1797 code for a protein of 598 amino acids. Lineage: Eukaryota; Metazoa; Chordata; Mammalia; Afrosoricida; Chrysochloridae.